AGGCGGGGAUCCCCCCCCCCACUUUCCCCGCUUCUCUCCCUCCUCCUCCUUCAGGUGACAUCACAGGGGACUCUGCCCGGAGACCGAUGACGCUGGAGCAGCGAGGAUUCCCAUUGGUUCUGCCGCUCCUGCCCUAACCCUAAAAAGCCAAAUUCCCUCCUAAUUUCCUAAGGAUUUUUUGGUAGUAAAAAUCUAGAGUAGUUCGGAGAACCAGUAAGAAAAUUGGCUAGCCACGCCCCUGAACCGGUUCCGGGACUCCCGGGCCGGCUGCUCGCUGCUCGCUUAUCCCACCUGCCCAGUCGCCGCUUGCUUACCCGACCCACCUGCCUGCCCUACUCACCACUCAUUCGCCCAUUCAAACCUCGACCCGCCCAUCCAAAUACUAUAUAAGCAGCUCUUCGCCACGCGGCCCACUACUCGCCUCCUGACUUAGACCUGUGAGUUCUGCAAGUGCCCCAACAAACCUGCUUCAUCCUGCCUAUAGGUAAGCUACCCCACCAUAGCCACCAAGGUUCGGCUAGUGCUUUCCCGCGCCCCUCCCCACGCUUCUUAUACAGGGUAUAGCAUUUAACAAUCAUAAACUAAAAUAUGCUAACAUUUUAUUGACUCCAAAUUCUCCCUUGGUCUUUAACUCCGCAUAGUUCGAAAAGAAAAAAACUAUGAACGUGAACUAAAAACUAGAUUGAAUAUUUCAUUCAUAGGCUAUUUGAAGCUUUUUAGUCUGAUACUUGUUUUGAAUAUAGUCGAUCCAUCUUCUCCACUCCAGUACAUAUCUUUCAUUUGAAUGGUCUUUCAAAUACGCUGAAAUUUUUGCCAUCUCUCCAAAGUCCACUACUUUUAACGUCCAUUCCUCAAUAGUAGUUAAAUCUUCCUUCCAGUACUGCGCCACCAACAGUCUAGCUGCUGUUAUUAAAUUUAAAAUCAGCUUAAGUCUCUAUAACCGUACAAUCUGUAACUAUGCCCAGCAAAAAGAACUGUGGGGUAAAUUUUAUCUUUUUCUUUAAAAUAUUUUGAAUAAUCCACCAUAUUUUUAUCCAAAAAGCCUUAAUUUUUUUACAUGUGCACCAUAUAUGAUAAUACAUAGCAUCUUCACAUUCAGAUCUCCAACACUUAGGUUGUAAACUUGGAUACAUACAGGCUAGCUUUUUAAGAUCUAAAUGCCAUCUAUAAAACAUUUUAUAAAAAUUCUCCCUUAAGUUUUGGGCUUGCGUAAAUUUUAUAUUUCUAACCCAUAUUUUUUCCCAUGUUUCCAUCAUUAUUGGUUCCCCAAUAUUUUGUGCCCAUUUUAUCAUACAAUCCUUAACUAGCUCUGUUUCCUCCCCACGCUUCUUCAGGCCAUCCCAAGCCCCGGCCUGCCGUAGCUUCUGGGGCUCGGCUUGGGCCUUCCCGCCCCUCCCAGGUGGUUUAACGUUUUCCACCCUCCAGCCGCCUUACCUGCCUGCCUUGUCCGACUUCCAUCCAUUUCCCAGCCAGUCUUCAGUAGCUGAAGCCCAACUGGCUUGCAAGUUGCAGCAGACCUACCUCGCUGGAAGUGGAAAGCAUCCAUCUGCUGCAAUCCAUUUCAUCAGUGAGCAGCUGAGCCUGCCUGUCUGCCUACCUUCUGCCUGUCUUGUAACAUCAAUUGGAUUUUUAACAUGAGUAAGAAAAGAGGAUGCAAAUUCAACGAUGAUCUAAGAAGUGAAUUUCCUUUUAUUAAAAAAACGAAAAGCGAUUACAUGGUAAAAUGUGAGAAAUGUAAUGGUGAAUUUUCUAUUUCGCACGGCGGGAAGAAUGAUAUUUCAAAGCACUUGGAGACACAGAAACAUAAAAGAUAUUUAAAUACUGCUGCAUCUUCCUCCAAAAUACAGGAAUAUUUUCAGAAAACAACUUAUGGAGGCCAAAAAAAGAAAUUAGCAUUAGCAGAAGGCCUUAUGUCUUUUCAUGCUAUUAAUCACAAUCAUUCCUUCAGAUCUAUGGACUGUACAUCACAAGUUGUCAGAAAGUUAUUCAACAAAAAAUUUGCCUGUGCUAGAACAAAAUCCGAGGCAAUUGUGUGUAAUGUGCUUUCCCCAUAUGCAUUUUCAGAAUUAAACAAAAAUCUAGAAAAAAUUAAUUUUAUAUCCAUAUAUUCUGACGCAUCUAAUCAUAAGGAUAUAAAGUUAUUUCCAACCAUUAUUAGAUUUUUUGAUUCGGAAACUGGAAUAAAAAUUAGAAUUUUAGAUGUCGUUUCUUUGCCCGGCGAAACUUCUGAAAUAAUUUUCAGUUCCAUUAUUAAUAGUUUGGAAAAAAACAAUUUAAAACAUAAAAUGAUUGCAUAUUGUGUAGACAACACGAACACAAAUUUUAGAGGAAAAGCAAGAAGAGGCACAAAUAAUAUUUUUUAUAAAUUAAACAAAAACCUUAAUCAAAACAUUAUUGGUGUUGGUUGUGCAGCGCACAUAAUACAUAACGCCCUUCAAACAGCUGCUGACUUGUUGCCCGUAGAUGUGGAAAAUAUUGUUAUUAAAAUAUAUUCUUAUUUCUAUAUAUACACUGAGCAUGUUGAAAUGCUUAAAGAAUUUUGUGAAACUGCGGAAGUCGAAUAUCACAAAAUACUUGAAUACAGUAAAAUGCGCUGGUUAGCUCUUUUGCCAGCUGUCGAAAGAAUUUUGAAAAUAUACGAUCCUUUGAAAUCCUACUUUCUAUCACAGGAUAAAUGUCCUAGAAUUUUAGAAGAGUUUUUUGAAAAAGAAUCUUCAAAAAUUUGGCUAGAGUUUGUACACAAUCAAGCAGCUCUUUUUCAAAACGCUAUAAAACUUAUUGAAGGUGACAAAAUUUCGGUAAUCGAAGUAGCAAAUGAAGUUAAUAAUUUAAAAUUUCAGUGUCAAGAGCGGUUAGAAAAUAAUUUUCUUCCGUUAACUAUCCGUAAUAGUAUAAGCCAGCUAGAAGAACAAGGUGCAAUAAAUUGUGCAGAUAUCAUGAAUCACGUCAAAAAGUUCUAUAGUAACUGCAUAGAUUAUUUAGAAGAGUGGACGGUACAUUACAAUGAUAUUGAACAUUUUCAUUGGGUUACAUUAAAACAAGAACUUAAUUGGAAUGAUGUGCAAAAAUCAUUCGAUCAUAUUACUCAAAAUUUCACAUAUAGUAAUAUUUCCGAAAAUGAUCUUUUUAAUGAGGUAUCAUUAUUAAAAAAAUAUAUUGAUAAGGAAAAGGUUAAAUCUUGGGCAUCAGCAAAAAUCACAAUAGAGAACAAAUGGUUAGAAAUAUUUCAUCAUUUUGAAACAAACCAUGUUCCAUACAAUAAUGCACUAAAAAUUGUGGAAUACGCGCUGUCCUUACCAGGAACUAAUGCUGCGACUGAACGCGUUUUUUCUACGGUAAAUAAAGUGUGGACAUCAGAAAAAUCACAAUUAAGUGUUGAGACUUUGAAAGCCAUUUUAUGUGUGAAAUACAAUUUAACAAAUUCUUGUGAAGAAUUUCAUGACCUUUUAAACAAUGACAGCAAUCUACUAAAAAAAAUUCACUCAAAUGAGAAAUAUGCCAAAGAAUAAAAUAAUACUAUACAUAUUUUUUUUAUUUAUUAUAUUUGUAAAUU
Pantherophis guttatus is the source of this 3553-nucleotide messenger RNA. The record is from RefSeq and is a predicted model, not a curated record. NCBI's taxonomy places the organism in Eukaryota, Metazoa, Chordata, Lepidosauria, Squamata, Colubridae.